This is a messenger RNA of Toxotes jaculatrix (banded archerfish), 1063 nucleotides long. RefSeq names its product trypsin-like. The transcript is spliced from 6 exons. The record is from RefSeq and is a predicted model, not a curated record. NCBI's taxonomy places the organism in Eukaryota, Metazoa, Chordata, Actinopteri, Toxotidae. Gene Ontology annotation, biological process: proteolysis. Gene Ontology annotation, molecular function: serine-type endopeptidase activity. The coding region runs from base 101 to 850 and encodes 249 amino acids.
CUGGGCGGGGAGGGUGACAAGCUGAACACAUUGGGGCCUGGUGGGAUAUAAAUAUAAGCUGGGGUGUGUCCAGGUGUCUUCUGAUCAUUCACCAGACACCAUGAGACUGCUGGCUCUGCUGCUGAUGGUUGGAGCUGCUGUGGCAGUUCCCCAUGAAGAUGGACGGAUCAUUGGCGGGCAGGAGUGUGAGCCUCACUCUCGUCCAUACAUGGCCUCCCUCAACUAUGGCUACCACUUCUGUGGUGGGGUGCUCAUCAACAAGCAGUGGGUGCUCUCUGUUGCACACUGUUGGUACAAUCCCUAUGCCAUGCAGAUCAUGCUGGGAGAACACGAUGUGCGAGUGUUUGAGGGCACUGAGCAGCUCAUGAAGACCGACACCAUCAUCUGGCACCCUAGUUAUGACUACCAGACUCUGGAUUAUGACAUCAUGCUGAUCAAGCUCUUCCACCCUGUGGAGGUGACCGAGGCAGUCGCACCCAUCCCAUUGCCCACAGGGUGCCCAAUGGGGGGGCUCCCCUGCUCUGUGUCUGGCUGGGGAAACACUGCCAUGAAUGGCGAAGUGAACAUGCCCACCCGUCUGCAGUGUUUGGACGUGCCCAUAGUUGAUGACAAAGACUGUGAAAACGCCUAUCCUGGCAUGAUCACACGCAGGAUGGUGUGUGCCGGAUACAUGGAUGGAGGCAGAGAUGCGUGCAAUGGUGACUCUGGCAGCCCUUUGGUAUGUGCUGGAGAAGUCCACGGCCUGGUGUCAUGGGGUCAGGGAUGUGCCCUACCUAACUACCCAGGUGUCUAUGUCAAAGUGUGUGAGUUUCUCUACUGGAUUCAAGACACCCUGGCAGCCAACCCCUGAAGAAAUGACCUGUUUUCCUUCCUCACAUCUUCCAUUUGCUUUCCUCUUUUCCCUGCCCUAUGUGUUACCAUUCAUCCCUAUUUUCAGCCCCAACUUUCAUUUUUCUUUCUUUCUCUGUUGACUUGUCUCCUUUGACAGUUUCUCCCUCACACAUCCAGACUCAACACACAUAUGCCAGAAUGUAGAAAGCACAAUAAAACCACUUGGUAUGUA